Molecule: messenger RNA, 588 nt
Organism: Guyanagaster necrorhizus
Lineage: Eukaryota; Fungi; Basidiomycota; Agaricomycetes; Agaricales; Physalacriaceae
Exons: 1
Coding region: 29-493 (154 amino acids)
Source: RefSeq, a predicted model, not a curated record
CUUGGUUCCGACCACCACCAUCGUCCACAUGCCUCGCCCGCCACCGCCGCCAGGCUUUGUUCAGCUCCUUUUAUUACCUCAAGAUUCGUUUUACUUGGAAGUUCCUAUGCAAAUCGCGACGACGGUCUGUCUAUACCCGUUAAAAUAUCUUCGGUAUAUUGGCUGGUGUGUCCUAGGCGUUAUUGGGACCCUGGUUGGUGAGACUGGGGAUGCGGUAGAAUUGGACGGCGAGCUGGUGGAUCGGGGAGUCUACCGAUACGAUGUGCCUGGUGGAAACAUCCUCUCUUACGCCGUUGACCCCGAGGUCAUCAAACAGCGAACCCAUACGCACUCUGCAACUACGGCUACCCGCGAAAACUUUCGUGAGAAGGUAUUAAAACGCGAUGGUCGAUGUGUGUGGACCGGCAUCGAUGAAGGGGUUGGGAUGCAUAUUAUUCCUUAUGCACGAGGCGACGAGGCAUGUCCACGCAUUGUUCCCUUCCAUGUCACUUAGUUUGGUUUUUCCUACAGUGGAUACAACUCAUCAUCGAGAACCGGCCAACCGAAGAGGAUCUGACGACACUGCGCAGCAUCAAUGAUAUUCGCAAC